Molecule: messenger RNA, 2591 nt
Organism: Calliphora vicina (urban bluebottle blowfly)
Lineage: Eukaryota; Metazoa; Arthropoda; Insecta; Diptera; Calliphoridae
Gene: nrv1
Product: nervana 1
Exons: 5
Coding region: 387-1409 (340 amino acids)
Biological process (GO): sodium ion export across plasma membrane; potassium ion import across plasma membrane; intracellular sodium ion homeostasis
Cellular component (GO): sodium:potassium-exchanging ATPase complex
Molecular function (GO): ATPase activator activity
Source: RefSeq, a predicted model, not a curated record
CAAAACAAGCGAUACAUUACAAAAGUUCCCCCAAUAAUAGCCCGUGUGCCUAGUUCUUGAAGAGUUUAGUCAGUGAUCUUUAGCCGUGGACGCAACAACGCGUACUGGGUCUUACGGAACUAAGUUUUUUUUAUUCAUAUUCCAUACAAAAAAGAUCGCGCUCUUAUCUAGUCCAUUUCAAUUCAUUUUUGUUUGAAAUCAAAAAAGUUUAGAAAAAUCUAACUAAAGAAAUAACAACAAAAAGAGGCGAUAAUCUCUAUUUUACUGCGCUUUCAAUCAAUCUUCAAUACAAUUUACCUGCCUGCUUGAAAUAUUUAUUUUUAUUUUAAAAAAAAAACACAACUCAUAUCCACACCCACAAAAAACACAAACAAAUCUUAGCCAAAAUGUCGAAAUCAAAUGGAGGUAAAACAACCUAUGUACCCACAGAGUUUCAAUUCUAUUCACCCAAGGAAAAGCAAUCAAUAGGCCAAUUCAUACACAACAGCAAAGAUGGCACAUAUUUUGGACGCACACCUAAAAGUUGGGGUCAAUUGAUGUUAUUUUAUGGUAUUUUCUACAUUGUAUUAGCUGGUUUAUUUACAAUUUGUUUGGAAACUCUAUUUUCCACAUUGAGUGAAAAAGAGCCCAAAUGGAAACUGGGAGAAUCGUUAAUUGGAACAAAUCCCGGCAUGGGUUACCGCCCCUUAACUGAUGAAAUGGAUCUUGGUUCCGUUAUAAAGUUCCACACUCAACAGAAUGAGUCAAAGAAGAAAUGGAUUAAUUUGUUAGACGAUUAUAUGAAAGACUACAAUGGAUCCCAUGUUGGAAAGAUUUGCGGUUUCAAUCAAACCCACCAUGAAAACGAUGUCUGUCAUGUGGAUAUUAAUCAAUUUGGUGAUUGUUCUUCACAAAAGGAAUAUGGAUACAAUAAUUCCCGUCCAUGUGUGUUCUUGAAAUUGAACAAGAUUUUCGGCUGGUUGCCCGAAUACUACGAUGAUCCCGUUGAAUUGCCCGAAGAUAUGCCAGCACAAUUGAAAGCACACAUCAAGGAUGUCAAGCCUUUGGAGCGUCAACAAAUCUGGAUUUCUUGUGAUGGCACCAAUGCCGCAGACAGAGAGCACUUGGGUGAAGUUAAAUUCUAUCCCUCACAAGGUUUCCCCGCCUACUACUAUCCCUUCAUCAACCAGCCCGGUUAUUUGAGUCCCUUGAUUGCUGUGCAAUUCGAAAAAUUGCCCAUGAACCAAAUGGUGAAUAUUGAAUGUCGUGCCUGGGCGAAAAACAUCAUUUACAAUGGCAGCAUACGCGAUCGCAAGGGCUCCGUUACCUUCCAAAUCCUAAUCGAUGAUACAGAUGAGAAAAAGAAAUCUAUUGAUGCACCAAUUAAAGAAAUUAAUUCUACCAUUACAACAACUGAAAAAUCUAUUUAGAGAGAAAAAGUAAAUUAUUUAAAUAAAAUCAAUCGCACAAAUAAAUAGAAAAAAAUAAGCAAAGCAAAGAAAAGCAAAACAAAUUAAAUUAAAUCAAAUCAAACAGUAAAAACCUCAACGAAAUCAAAUGAAUUUGAAUUUAAAUUUUGUACUCGUAUGUGAUUUUGUCUGUUUUUUACAUUUGUUUGUUACAUUUAUACAAUAAAUAAAUAAAUUCUUCAUAAUUAUUUUAUUUCUUUGGCCAUAAAACAGAGAGAGAAUGUUUAUCAUGUGUUAUUUAAUGUUAAUUAAUUAAUUAAAUUGUAAAAGUGUUAAGUGUAGAAUGUACAUACAUAAUUUCAUACUACAAGAUACGUUAUAAUAGAUACCCCACUAAACAGACAUAUAGAAAAUUUUUCUUUAUAUUUAAACACUUUUAGCUAAACAAAAUAAUAUUUACAAAACUGUAUUUGAAUUUAAAAACAAAGAUAGGGAAAAAAACUCGGUUAAAUUUGUAUUAAUUAUAUUUAUAUAUUAUACUAUAUUGGAUUAUAUGUCUCUUAUCAAAGUAUCUAUCUAAAUAACUGUCAAUCAUAUCUUGUUGUAUUUCAAAUUUCCUUCUUCUUCUCUUACUGUUACUAUUAAUCUUUACGAAAACUUUUUGUUGAAUACACUGCACUUUGCCCUAAAGUGCAGACAUUUCAAUAUUUCAAAACCCUUGUUUAUUUAUGUAAUUAUAUUUGUUUGUAUUUUACCAAAAACUUUAAGAAAAAAACUUAUAAAUUUACAAAAAAUAUUUUGUUAAAAUUUCCAAAAAAAAAAAAACAUUGUUUCAUUUUUACGCCCUCCGCCCCUUUUGAAUUUUUAAUUUGAGCAACUUUUACAAUUAUUUAUAGAUAAAAACGUGCAUAGCCAAACAUUUUUCUAGUGACAUUUCUAAUUUUACAGUAUUGAGGGUGCCCACAAAUUACCCUCGUCUUUCCAUAUAAAAUUUCUUUUAAAUUCAAUUCAAAAUUAUUUUUCAAUUACACACAUACUUACUACAUAUAUACUAUAUACCUGGCAAUAUUUGUUACCAAAUUUCAUAUAAUAUUUACAAAAUGUACACCUAAAUCAUUUAAUUUAAUUUAAACUUUUUAUUAAAUUUAAUAAAAACCUUUAAGAAAUAAAAAUAAUACAAUAAAAAUUUGUUAAAUAAAACAA